AUGAGUCUUCACAAUCUUAUCAAAAAACCAAUAAAACUUUUAUUUGUAGUUAUAAAUAACUGCUCGAUCGACGACUUUCAUUGCGGCAUCUGGAAAGUCAGGGAAAAGAGUCAGUCGCCAGUUUCUCUUGCUUACAAACACACUAUAAACGUCACGAUGAAACAAACUGACAAGAGUCCAUUCAAAGCAUCAGCAGCGAGCCUGAUGAAAUGUACCAAUCACGUUCAAUGGAUCGCAGCUUUAGCAGGUAUUACACUAUGCUUUUUAUGCGUGUGCGUCGUGUCUUGCCACCAAAACAUUGCACUACAAACAUUGUUUAAUGAUAUUGCAGUGCUCAUGUUGAAAGUGCAACUUGGCAUUUACGUCGGCUGGGCGUCGCCCAACUUCGCUUGUCUCACAUUAGAAACCUCAUCGAUACCGGCAACAGAGUCUGACAUCUCAUGGAUGAUUUCGAUCACGUCGAUAGCAGCAGCAUUUGGUUCGAUUUUUGGAUGCGUCGUCAUGGAAUACAUUGGAAGUAGGAAAACAAUAAUAUUCACUUAUUUGUUAAUGGCUAUCUCCUGGACGUGUCUUCUAGUGGCAAACACCAUUGUUUGGUUAUUCAUAUCACGAAUGAUAGGUGGGAUUGCUUAUGGAAUUUUAACGUGUUGUUUCUCGAUAUAUCUCGGUGAAGUUGCCGCUCCGGAAAUACGCGGCGCAUUGGUUGUUCUCUCGAUUGUUGGCAGUCCUACGGGAACCAUAAUUGGAGUCAUUGCCGAAACAUAUCUGCAGAUCAAAGUGUCAAGUUCGAUAUACCUGCUGACAGUUUUAAUUGGUGUUGUGAUGUUUCUCUGGCUGAAGGAUACUCCGUACUAUUUAAUGAAGAAAAAUGAUGUAACCGCUGCGAAAAAGUCGAUUCAAUUUUAUCGUGGCAAAGUCGACGUGGAAAAAGAGUUGAACGACAUAGAAAAGUUUGUUGAGACGAGUGAAGGAAUCAGUGAUAAGCUUAAAAAAUUGAAAGCUCCGGCGGUUAGGAAAUCACUGAUUAUCGUAGGUAUUGCUGGCGCACUACCUAAUGCCUGCGGCUCGUUUACCAUUAAAUCGUAUAUGCAGAAGAUACUAGAACGUGCCCAAGUCAGUAUAAUUCAGCCAAAAGUUAUCGUCAUUUACAGUUAUCUCAUAUCAGUGGCGUCAGUCUUGUUAGCGAUGAGUCUGAUCGACCGAUUAGGUCGCAGGUUACUCGUCAUUUUGUCGAGCGUUGGGACUGCGGUAUCUUUGACAACAUUAGGAUUACAUUUUUAUUUAUUGAAGCUAAACUUUGACGCCGACGUCUUACAAUGGCUGGCAUUGUCGUCACUGGUUUGCUACUUGAUUGCGUAUGCGAUCGGAUUUGAAAUAAUUCCUGGCACUCUGUUCAGUGAAAUGUUCUCGCAGAACAUAAAGAGCAUAGCUGUGUGUGGGGUAGUUUUGAUGCAAUCGAUUAUUGGAUUCGUCGUUACUAAGUCUUAUCAACCUAUGGUUGAUUAUGCAGGUGAAGCGUAUGCAUUCUGGACGCACGCUUUCUUAUCUGCGCUGGGGAUCCCCUAUGCCAUAGUCUGGCUGUUAGAAACAAAGGGAAAGAAAUUCCAUGAGAUUCAGGAUGAUUUGCAUAGAAAAUCGAGAUCACGGAAAUCUCCUAAAGUGAACGAUACGCCUUGUAAAUGUUAA
Molecule: messenger RNA, 1686 nt
Organism: Phymastichus coffea
Lineage: Eukaryota; Metazoa; Arthropoda; Insecta; Hymenoptera; Eulophidae
Product: facilitated trehalose transporter Tret1-like
Exons: 1
Coding region: 1-1686 (561 amino acids)
Biological process (GO): transmembrane transport
Cellular component (GO): membrane
Molecular function (GO): transmembrane transporter activity
Source: RefSeq, a predicted model, not a curated record